Messenger RNA from Pyrus x bretschneideri (Chinese white pear), 396 nucleotides. RefSeq lists its product as uncharacterized. The transcript has a single exon. The coding region runs from base 1 to 396 and encodes 131 amino acids. Lineage: Eukaryota; Viridiplantae; Streptophyta; Magnoliopsida; Rosales; Rosaceae. The record is from RefSeq and is a predicted model, not a curated record.
AUGGGAUUUCAGGCUUCAACCUCUGAUUCCAGUUUAUUUGUCAAACAGUGUGAGAGUGAUAUUGUCAUAUUACUUCUCUAUGUAGAUGACAUUAUUAUCACUGGUUCUAAUUCUAGUAAAGUUCAAAAGGUUAUCACAGAGUUGUCUGAGGUAUUUGAGCUCAAAGAUAUGGGCAAGUUAACAUAUUUUCUUGGUCUGCAAGUCAAUUACAAGCAGAAUGGGGAUAUUUGUGUCAAUCAGUACAAGUAUAUUAAAGAUCUUCUUCACAAAGCUAGUAUGAACUCAUGUAGACCAGUAUCAACACCAUGUAAGCCUCAUAAUCCUUUGCUUGUUACUGAAGGAAAUGCAUUGCCAGAUCCAAGUUCAUAUAGGAGCAUUGUUAGAUCAUUGCAAUAA